Messenger RNA from Formica exsecta, 1899 nucleotides. RefSeq lists its product as uncharacterized. The transcript has a single exon. NCBI's taxonomy places the organism in Eukaryota, Metazoa, Arthropoda, Insecta, Hymenoptera, Formicidae. The record is from RefSeq and is a predicted model, not a curated record. Bases 1 to 1899 code for a protein of 632 amino acids.
AUGCUUCUCGCGACCGCGCGCGUUCGGGUGGCCGACAAAUUCGGAGUCCUGCACGCCGUGCGCGCCUUGGUAGAUCAGGGCUCCGAAAUUUCGCUCGUGGCCGAAUCGCUCGCGCAGCGUCUGCAGCUGGUCCGCGCACCUACCUCCAUCGCCAUCGUCGGCGUUGGCGGACGAUCAACGGGCGCUCGGGGCCAGGUUGAGCUCGCGCUCUCGCCGCUGCGGGACGGCCCGCCCUUGCGAGUCUCGGCCUUCAUCCUGGACCGACUGACGACGACCAGCGGCGGCCUCCGUGCAGACCGGCACUCCUGGCGGCACCUCGACAACCUGGAGCUGGCCGACCUGGACUUCUUCGCCGCCGACCCUGUGGAACUUCUCCUCGGCGCUGACGUCUGCGCGGACAUCCUCCAGCCAGGUGCCGUGCGCGCCUUGGUAGAUCAGGGCUCCGAAAUUUCGCUCGUGGCCGAAUCGCUCGCGCAGCGUCUGCAGCUGGUCCGCGCACCUACCUCCAUCGCCAUCGUCGGCGUUGGCGGACGAUCAACGGGCGCUCGGGGCCAGGUUGAGCUCGCGCUCUCGCCGCUGCGUGACGGCCCGCCCUUGCGGAUCUUGGCCUUCAUCCUGGACCGACUGACAACGACCAGCGGCGGCCUCCGUGCAGAUCGGCACUCCUGGCGGCACCUCGACAACCUGGAGCUGGCCGACCCGGACUUCUUCGCCGCCGACCCUGUGGAGCUUUUCCUCGGCGCUGAUGUCUGCGCGGACAUCCUCCAGCCAGGUCUCCGCCGCGGAGGACGCCAGCAACCUGUGGCACAAAGGACUACGUUGGGAUGGAUUCUAUCGGGCGCCGUCGGCGUCGCGACCGCUGCGCGGACCGCCCGCACCUACCACUGCAGAGGAGACGACGACCUCCACUCCCUGUUGCAGCACUUCUGGAAGCAGGAGGAAGUAGACGCCACCGCAGCGCCACUCACCGCCGCCGAGAAGGAAGCCGAGGAACACUUCGCCCAGACGCAUUCGCGAGACGCAAGCGGCCUCUUCGUGGUCCGUCUUCCGCUCACUCCGCCGCUGCCAGACCUUACGGGAACGAAGUUCGCUGCCGCCCGCCUGCUCGAGCAAAUGGAGCGGAGAUUCACCCGUGACGAACAGCUGCGACGCCUGUACUCUGCCUUCAUGCAGGAGUACGAGGACCUGGGGCAUAUGUCCCCCGCUCGGCCGGGCACAGUAAUGCCCUCCGAGUGCUUCUUGCCGCAUCACGGCGUGAUGCGCAAGGCAAGCUCCUCAGCCAAGAUCCGGGUCGUCUUCAACGGCUCGUCGACCGUGGCGUCCGGCGCGUGCCUCAACCAGCACCUCAAGGUGGGGCCGAACCUCCUGCCUGCCUUGGACGACGUGCUGCUGCGAUGGCGCGUGCACCGAUUCGUACUGGCGAGCGACAUCAAGAAGAUGUAUCGCCAGAUUCUCGUCGCUCCUGAAGACCGCCACCUGCAAAAGAUUCUCUGGCGUCACGGCGACAAGACGACUCCGAAGGAAUACGAGCUGAACACGGUCACUUACGGCCUGGCAUGCGCCCCGUUCUUGGCCAUCCGCUCCCUUCGGCAGCUCGCCAGCGACGAGGAUGCCUUCUUUCCCCAUGGAUCAGCGGUUCUGCGCCGAGACGUCUACGUGGACGACAUCCUCACGGGCGCACCCACCAUCGAGGAAGCCAUGGACCUCCAGCGGCAGCUAACGGAGCUGUGCACGGCGGGCGGGUUCCCGUUGAGGAAGUGGUCGGCGAACGACCCCCGCCUGCUGGAUCACAUCCCGGCGGAGCACCGGACUCACAAGGGGAGGGCCAAGUCUGCAGACCGGCAAAGUAAAGGAAUUCUACAACGCCGAAGUGCGAAAGUUCGCGGAGAAACGCAGUGA